This is a messenger RNA of Glossina fuscipes, 1646 nucleotides long. RefSeq names its product ubiquitin-conjugating enzyme E2-17 kDa (gene Ubc6). The coding region runs from base 850 to 1305 and encodes 151 amino acids. The transcript is spliced from 4 exons. Gene Ontology annotation, cellular component: HULC complex. Gene Ontology annotation, biological process: protein polyubiquitination; proteasome-mediated ubiquitin-dependent protein catabolic process; DNA repair. Gene Ontology annotation, molecular function: ubiquitin conjugating enzyme activity. NCBI's taxonomy places the organism in Eukaryota, Metazoa, Arthropoda, Insecta, Diptera, Glossinidae. The record is from RefSeq and is a predicted model, not a curated record.
CUGUGUGUGGUUAAUUGUUAUAUAGACUUACGUGUACACAUAAAAGAAAAAUUAAGAUACUAGACAAAAAUUCAGUAAUAGCUUAUUUUUUUUUAUUUUUAUUUAACCAUCAAUGUGGGUCUUCUAUCGAUAAAUAAGCGAAGUAAAGAAAGGAAAAGUCGGUUGAUUAUAGUACAAUUAAUUAGUAUCGAAAAGAGGAACCAAUAAACAUAAUAAAAAUUUUUUAUAAAAUAAAAAAAAUAAACGGGUAAAAAAACUUUUGCAAAAAAAAAAGAAAAUUAAUUCCACUAAUAAGAACAAGAGCGAAAGGAAUUGCCUUUAUUAGAGGUCUUUGUCAAACCUAUUGCAGAAAAAACGUGGUUUAGUAAUACCUGUCUCUUUUUAGCAAAUAUGGAGUGUAGGUGUUUUUUUAUUUUGCAUUCAAAUUUUAUUCGUGCUGUUUAGAAGACGUGAAUUAUUCGUAAAACGCUGAAAACACGUAACGCUGCUGAGAAGUGGAGUAGAAAAAAAAAAUUAGAAAGUAAUAGUAGAAGGCAAAGACUGAUAAAAGCUACAAUAUAAUAAUAAUCAAAAAGAGGGAAAUUUAAAGUAAAGCGAAAAAAUUCACUUUGUUUAAAGUUUUAAAAAAGUCGAAAAGAAUUUUGCAAAUAAAGAGAUAUCUUCCUUUCCUAAGCUGCGGUGAAAAAGAAAAUUGUGUGCAAAGGAGUGCGUGUGCGAGUUUUUAAAACAAAAAAAAAACAAAAAAAUACAAAAACCCGAAAAAAGCAAAGCUAAAAGUCUAGACACCAUUCUCAACUAUAGAAACGAGCCAGCAACUGCAACAACAGCACCAACAACCGUAAACCUAAAAUGUCGACACCCGCUCGCAGACGUCUUAUGAGAGAUUUCAAAAGACUUCAAGAGGAUCCACCAACCGGUGUUUCGGGAGCGCCUACAGAUAAUAAUAUUAUGAUAUGGAAUGCUGUGAUUUUUGGUCCACAUGACACGCCAUUCGAGGAUGGUACAUUUAAGCUAACAAUAGAAUUUACGGAAGAAUAUCCCAAUAAGCCGCCAACAGUGAGGUUUGUCUCGAAAGUAUUUCAUCCAAAUGUUUAUGCCGAUGGAGGCAUUUGCUUGGAUAUAUUACAAAAUAGAUGGAGUCCCACAUAUGAUGUCUCAGCAAUAUUGACGUCUAUACAGUCAUUAUUGAGUGAUCCAAAUCCAAAUUCGCCAGCUAAUUCUACAGCUGCCCAGUUGUACAAAGAGAAUCGUCGGGAAUAUGAGAAACGAGUGAAAGCUUGUGUUGAGCAGAGUUUUAUCGAUUAGCCAUUCGCCGCUGCCAUUGUUCUCGUCGUUAUCGUCGUUUGUAUUACAUUCAAAUUUAACGGUAAUGUGGAAAAGACGGUCUCAGAAAAAGUGUCAGCAGCAUUAACACUAGCAGCUACCUACCCUUAUCAUUUGCUGUGAGCAGAUCCUUUUGACGCCUUUUCAAAUCUAUAAAAUCCCUAUUUUCCUCCCACCUUAUAAUUAUUGUCAAAAAGCCAAAACUCCACACGCAACCAAUCCUAUAACAACUGUCUUUCUCAUAUAUCUAUCUUAUUUUUUUUUUUCGUAAACAGCAACAAUAAUAAAAUAUUAAUGAUAUUUAAAGAACAGCAACAAAAAAU